UGUUGCAGCGCGUGCGCAGCUGGGCGGUGACGGAGUGACGCUCGGAGUUUAGGCCGCCACUCUCACGGGUCCGGUUCCGCCCUCUUUCUCGCUGCCGACCCUUCGGGGCUAGCGCUCGCGAUCCCUUUCCCAGAGUGCCCUGCGCUGUGAAGAAGCGACUCCCGGGGACUGGGGGCAUUUUGUGUUAGUUAGAGCCGGAGUAACAAGAUGGCGGCGUCGGCGGAGUGACAGGGGUCUCACCGGCCUGGAGUCGGCGGCAGUGGUGGCCGCGAUAUCGCCGCCCUAACUCACCGCGCGCCCUUAUUCCAGCCCGCUAGGUUGCUGUGAAAGCGAAGCAGCGGCUGCCGCCCGGAAACAAGUAGCCUCACUCAAGUAACAGCGAGAAACGCCUCACAGACUGCGGCCUGGCAAAAAAAAAAAAAGAUCUGACUUGAGCGACGGCAAUCGGCUUUCCCUUGGCCGAUUCUGGACCCUGUAACGCCAGGAAAGGCCUCCGUUUUUCAGUUCCUGCGCCCUCCGUAGCCGUGCUCAGUGGACGAGCGCCAGGGCCUUCGUCCUCCCCUCAGGCGUCGGGGCUUGGCCCCAGGCUCCAUCUUCGUCUCCCAGGAUGGCGAGCAGCAGCGGCUCCAAGGCCGAAUUCAUUGUCGGAGGGAAAUAUAAACUGGUGCGGAAGAUCGGGUCUGGCUCCUUCGGGGACAUUUACCUGGCGAUUAACAUCACCAACGGCGAGGAAGUGGCAGUGAAGCUAGAGUCUCAGAAGGCCAGGCAUCCCCAGUUGCUGUACGAGAGCAAACUCUAUAAGAUUCUUCAAGGUGGGGUCGGCAUCCCCCACAUAAGGUGGUAUGGCCAGGAAAAAGAUUAUAAUGUGCUAGUCAUGGAUCUUCUGGGACCCAGCCUUGAAGACCUCUUCAAUUUCUGUUCAAGAAGGUUCACAAUGAAAACUGUACUUAUGUUAGCUGACCAGAUGAUCAGUAGAAUUGAAUAUGUGCAUACAAAGAAUUUUAUACACAGAGACAUUAAGCCAGAUAACUUCCUAAUGGGUAUUGGGCGUCACUGUAAUAAGUGUUUAGAAUCUCCAGUGGGGAAGAGGAAAAGAAGCAUGACUGUUAGUACUUCUCAGGACCCAUCUUUCUCAGGAUUAAACCAGUUAUUCCUUAUUGAUUUUGGUUUGGCCAAAAAGUACAGAGACAACAGGACAAGGCAACACAUACCAUACAGAGAAGAUAAAAACCUCACUGGCACUGCCCGAUAUGCUAGCAUCAAUGCACAUCUUGGUAUUGAGCAGAGUCGUCGAGAUGACAUGGAAUCAUUAGGUUAUGUUUUGAUGUAUUUUAAUAGAACCAGCCUGCCAUGGCAAGGACUCAAGGCUGCAACAAAAAAACAAAAAUAUGAAAAGAUUAGUGAAAAGAAGAUGUCCACUCCUGUUGAAGUUUUAUGUAAGGGAUUUCCUGCAGAAUUUGCCAUGUACUUAAACUAUUGUCGUGGGCUGCGCUUUGAGGAAGCCCCAGAUUACAUGUACCUGAGGCAGCUAUUUCGCAUCCUUUUCAGGACCUUGAAUCACCAAUAUGACUACACAUUUGAUUGGACAAUGUUAAAGCAGAAAGCAGCACAGCAGGCAGCCUCUUCCAGUGGGCAGGGUCAGCAGGCCCAAACCCCCACAGGCAAGCAAACUGACAAAACCAAGAGUAACAUGAAAGUUUAUUUCCGGACCAGGCAUAGUGGUACAAGUCUGUAAUGCCAGCAGAAGCUGAGGGAAGAAGAUCAAGUUUGAGGCAGCUUAAGCUACAUAGCAAGACCCUGUCAUAUGUUUCUAAGCAUGAAUUGAAGAACAGAAGAAGCAGAGCAGAUGAUCGGAGCAGCAUUUGUUUCUCCCCAAAUCUAGAAAUCUUAGUUCAUAUGUACACUAGCCAGUGGUUGUGAACAACCAUUUACUUGGUGUAAAGAACUUAAUUUCAGUAUAAACUGGCUCUGGGCAGCAUUGCUGAUGCUUUGUCUGGAGUUGUAGCCGCUGUAAUUGUGAAUAUUAACUGAGAUAGUGAAACAUGGUGUCCGGUUUUUUAUUGCAUUUUUUCAAGUGGAAAAGUUAACUAAAUGGUUGACACACACAAAUUGGUGGAGAAAUUGUGCAUAUGCCAAUUUUUUGUUAAAACCUUUUAUUUUGAAAUAUCCUGCUUUGAGAUCUCAUUUCAGAAGAACGGCAUGAACAGUCUUCAGCCACAGUUGUGAUGGUUGUAAAUGCUCACAAUUGUGCGUUCUUAGGGUUUUCCAUCCCUGGGGUUUGCAAGUUGUUCACUUAAAACAUUCUUUAAAUGGUUGGCUUCUUGUUUGCAAGCCAGCUGAUAUGGUAGCAACCAAAGAUUCCAGUGUUUGAACAUAUGAAAGACUGCCUGCUUACCUGUGCUAGAAAUAACAGCAUCUAAAGUGAAGACUUAAGAAAAAUUUAGUGACUACUAGAUUAUCCUUAGGACUCUGCAUUAACUCUAUAAUGUUCUUGGUAUUAAAAAAAAAGCAUAUUUGUUACAAAUUUGGUUAACAUCUUACAACUGAACAUGUAUGUAUGUUGCUUAGAUAUGUAAUCACUGUAAACAUCUAUAUGAUCUGGGAUUUUGUUUUUAUUUUGAAAUGGGAGCUUUUUUGUUUACAGGUUCAUUAAAAACUAAAAACUGUUUCUGUAAGGAAAUGAGAUUUUUUUUAAAACAAAAUGCCUUGCUGACUCAAUGAAAUAAAAAUCUCCCCAAUUUUUUGAUAGACUACUUCAAGCCAUUUGUUACAUGAUAUUCUUUUGCAAGUUGUUUAAGAUUUAGUGUUGAAAAUUCUUUUUUUUAAUUUAAAGGUUUUCUUUGGCUCUAAAGGAAAAAAUGUUUUUUUAUGACUUGCCAGGCACAGUACCUAGUGCUGCCUCUGCCAGAACUUGACAUUGUAAUUCUUGCUGCCACUGACUAAACAGCUGGACUGAUUUUGAAUAAGAAUGAAAGCGUUAAAGGGUUUGAAUACAAAAUGCUUUUCUUUAAAAUACUCAUGAAAUGGCUUUAAGCCCUUGACUCGUCCUUGGAGAGUGUCUCACUGUGAAGUUCAAGUGAUUCUUCACCCUCUCUAGCCCCACCCGCUUCUGUAGGUCACCUGUCUGUGUGUGUGUGUGUGCGCGCGCGCACGCUGCUUGAUCUCAUUUGUGCACUCUUUCUCUGAUGAAAGAAGAAAGCUUAUCAACAGUAAUUCUUUAAGUAGUGUAAUUUAUUCAUUUAUAGCAUGUCGGGAUAAAUUAAAAGAACAAUAGUCUGAAAAUGCUACCAAGAGCUUAUUGUGUAAAUGUAGGUAUUUUACUUGUAAAGUAACCUUGAAACUGUAAGUCGACAUGUUUGGUCAGAUUGUAUUGGGUUUAAUUUUGGGGUUUUUUUUUAAGGUUUGUUUUUUGUUUUUUUUAAUUUCAAAAGUACUUUAGCAAUAAUUCCAUAAUUGCCACAUUCUGCCAUUAAUGGAUAUAUUGGUACCAUAAUAUGGAAGAAAUCUUAGCCUGAACUUUGGGGUAGGCAGCUUAUUUUUUUUUUCUAACCACUCUUGUCAAUUAAGGUGUUUCUGGGGUUUUGUUUUGUUUUCUUGACUAAUAAACCCUUUGAUACUUUUAGCCAGAAAUCAGUCUCAUAAAGCUAUUUUUGAGUAUAGUUUGUGUAAAAUAAAACUGUUUAGCUUUGGUAAUAAUAACUUUUCCAAGCUGAACUCCCUCUAGCAAGAUAUUUUUCAGUGCUUUUAUUUACUAUGCACUUAGACUAUGCACUUUUUCUGAAAUAUUUUUGUAACACUUUUUUGUAUUUUUGCCAUUUGAAAAGGUUGUGGUGUAGUUGGUCUGUACUUAAGUUGCAGAUUUAAACCUGCUGUUAGCUUUGUAAAUCAAAAUAUAGGUGUUUUUGUCCUGUUAUAUUGUUAAUUUCAUCUGCAGCUGGAGCUGGAAUCCCAUUGAUCUUCUAGCUACCAUUCAUUUUCUGCACAAUUCACAAAAGAAGAUUGAGAAAUUCAGUGAAUGCUGUUACUAAUCCUGUUGGGAGAUGAAUCUCAUUUCACCAAAAUUAAAUUAUGUUUUUCCACAAAAAUGAUGACACAAGUUGAAGACACAUCACUCUGAAAUUGGAAGACCUCACCACUUAAGGCUCCACGGUGGCUUUCUCAGCUGAACUCUAGGUUACUACUCUUUACUUUGUUCACCCAUUGGGGGGUGCAGUUUUUUUAAAUGUUGGGAGAUGAGCCUUCUAACUACUGUUGAAUGUCUCUGUUUUGGGAAGGUAUAAGAAGAAAAUAAAAAAAUAUAUAUGAAGGGAGA
Molecule: messenger RNA, 4312 nt
Organism: Heterocephalus glaber (naked mole-rat)
Lineage: Eukaryota; Metazoa; Chordata; Mammalia; Rodentia; Bathyergidae
Source: RefSeq, a predicted model, not a curated record